AUGGCCACGAAAUCCUCGCCCAAUGGCAAUGGCAAGAAGCCGGCGUCGGCUGCCACCAACUUUAUUGCUGGCGGUGGAGCAGGAAUGAUGGAGGCUCUUGCCUGCCAUCCAUUGGACACUAUCAAAGUCCGAAUGCAGCUUUCGCGAAGGGCACGGCAGCCUGGUGCCAAACCGCGCGGCUUCGUGGCGACCGGCGCCGACAUUGUCAAGCGAGAGACAGCCCUCGGUCUCUACAAAGGUCUUGGAGCGGUGCUGGGCGGGAUCAUUCCGAAGAUGGCUAUUCGGUUCACAUCGUACGAAAAGUACAAGCAAUUCUUGUCGAAUAAGGAGACUGGGCAAACCUCGCGAAAGGGGACGUUCCUCGCCGGUCUCGCUGCAGGUGUCACGGAAGCCGUCGCCAUCGUCAACCCGAUGGAAGUUAUCAAGAUCCGGCUGCAAGCGCAGCAUCACUCGUUGUCCGACCCGCUGGACACGCCCAAGUACCGCAGCGCGCCGCACGCGCUGUUCACCGUCGUCAAGGAAGAAGGCUUCAGCACACUGUACCGCGGUGUAUCGCUGACAGCGCUGCGACAAGGCACCAACCAAGCGGCCAACUUCACGGCCUACACCGAACUCAAAGCCGCGCUGCAACGGUGGCAACCCGAGUACUCGAACAGCGAGCUACCUUCGUGGCAGACGACCAUCAUCGGUCUGAUCUCGGGCGCCAUGGGCCCCUUCUCAAACGCGCCCAUCGACACGAUCAAGACGCGUCUGCAGCGCACACCGGCCGAGCCCGGGCAGUCGGCUGUUUCUCGGAUCACGGCGAUUGCGAGCGAAAUGUUCAAGCAAGAAGGCGCCAAGGCGUUUUACAAGGGCAUCACGCCGCGUGUCAUGCGAGUGGCGCCGGGCCAGGCAGUGACGUUCACCGUGUACGAGUAUCUGAAAGGGAAGCUGGAGAAGAGCAACUGGUCUCUGGCGGGGGGGAAAUAUGAGGAGUAG
Molecule: messenger RNA, 978 nt
Organism: Talaromyces rugulosus
Lineage: Eukaryota; Fungi; Ascomycota; Eurotiomycetes; Eurotiales; Trichocomaceae
Exons: 5
Coding region: 1-978 (325 amino acids)
Biological process (GO): transmembrane transport; fumarate transport; succinate transport
Source: RefSeq, a predicted model, not a curated record